CGCCUCCGAUACGUUCCCCUGCCUCAUCAGGUUCUACUUUCCAAAUUUUCAGAAGUGACAAACAUGGGUAUUUUUACGCACAUCAACACAAAGAAUAUAUUUUCUGCAACUAAUAUGUCUGGUCUUGCAUCUGGCAAAUUUGAGGAUCAACUGAAUUUUAGCAGUAAUUCUUCGAUGUCAAUAAGUAAGCUUUUUCCAGCUUUGUUACAAUGCUUUGGCAUUAUCCUUUGUGGAUAUAUAGCUGGAAGAGUUAACAUAAUUACAUCAACUCAGGCCAAAGGAUUAGGAAAUUUUGUCUCCCGCUUUGCACUCCCAGCUUUACUGUUCAAAAAUAUGGUCUUGCUGAAUUUUUCCAAUGUGAAUUGGUCCUUUCUAUACAGCAUCCUGGUUGCCAAAGCAUCAGUGUUCUUCUUAGUCUGUGCAUUAACAUUGUUGAUAGUCACUCCUGAAAAGCGAUUUAGCAAAGCUGGACUGUUUCCUAUUUUUGCUACUCAGAGCAAUGACUUUGCACUGGGAUAUCCUAUAGUUGAAGCUUUGUAUCAAACUACCUAUCCUGAGUAUCUCCAGUACAUUUACCUGGUUGCACCAAUAUCUCUUAUGAUGCUAAACCCCUUGGGGUUUAUCUUCUGUGAAAUCCAGAAAUCAAGAGACAAUCGGAAUCUCUCUCACAGCAAGAUGAAGAUUGUAGGACUGGGGCUUCUUCACGUGUUGCAGAACCCAAUUGUGUUCAUGGUCUUCAUAGGAAUUGCCUCCAAUUACAUUCUUAAACAAAAGAUUCCUGUAUAUUUGGAAAACUUCCUUGAUAGUCUUGCCAAUUCAUUUUCUGGCUCAGCACUUUUUUACCUGGGUCUCACCAUGGUCGGCCAAAUAAAGAAACUGACAAGGGGUACAUUUGUUGCACUGAUUCUUCUCAUUACAGCUAAACUGCUGUUGAUGCCCCUUCUAUGCAGGGAGAUGGUGGAAUUGUUAGACAAGAGCCACAGUUUGGUCAACCAUACCAGUUUAUCCAACUAUGCAUUUCUCUAUGGAGUCUUUCCAACAGCUCCGGGUGUGGCUAUAUUUGCAACACAGUUUAACAUGGAAGUAGAAGUUAUAACUUCUGGAAUGGUGAUCAGUACUUUUGUGUCUGCCCCCAUCAUGUAUGUUUCUGCUUGGCUAUUGACCAUUCCCUCUAUGGAUCCAGACAGACUGGCAGCAGCAAUUCAGAACGUUAGCUUUGAUAUUAGUGUUGUUAGUCUGAUCUCUUUGAUCUGGUCCCUUGGUGUUAUUCUUUUGAGUAAAAAAUACAAACAGCUUCCUCAUAUGCUUACAACUAACUUACUCAUUGCUCAGUGUGUGGCCUGUGUUGGAAUGAUAAUGUGGAAUUUCACUAUUGAGAAGAAAAGCACCUUUGUACAUAUUAUUGUGUUCAUCGUCCUGUACUGUUCCCUUUAUAGUGCUUUUUUGUGGACGGGCCUUUUAUCCCUUUCUCUUCUUCUUUUGAAACGAAGGGCAACCCUAAAGAUUCCUGUUGGAAUUAUUACUAUAGCUGGCUGGGGCAUCCCAGUACUUAUUGUUGGAAUUCUUCUAAUAGCUGGAAAACACACUGGUGAUAUUGACUCCGCAUUUUUUUAUGGUAAACAUCAGGUGAUUACUACUGCGGUAAUUGUAACAAUCAGCAUAUUGUUCUCAGGGGUGUCACUCAUGUGUAUGAACCGAUCUGGGCCAGCAGAGGCCAACUAUGAGGUCCUAAACCAGCAAUUCCCACAUCAACAAGUAGAACAAUCUGAGAGGGAAGUGAAUGAGCAUUAUAAAUCUUCCUCCAGUGUUUCUAAUUCCAAAACAGAUUCUCCCAUGGAAAGAGAGUUCUAUGCAUGUCAAAAACAAAAUGGAGAAUUAUGCUGCUCUGAAGGAGAAUCUGCAUCUAUUACUGAUGUCAGCGAGAACUGUUCUUUCUCAGUUGAGACAGCAAAUCAGGGUUUGAGUCCGUGCAGUUCUCAGAGGUGUGUACUGGCUCAGGAAGAACAGCUUCUGCAAACUGGAGACCAACAGCUGGCCAGACAUGUGCUGCUAUGCCUGCUUCUCAUUGUGGGCCUUUUUGCUAACCUAUCAAGCUGCUUAUGGUGGUUAUUUAACCAAGAGCCUGGGAGGCUUUAUGUGGAACUGCAGUUCUUUUGUGCUGUGUUUAAUUUCGGUCAGGGAUUCAUUUCUUUUGGAAUGUUUGGUUUAGACAAACAUCUAAUUAUCCUUCCAUUCAAAAGGAGGUUUGAAUUCCUUUGGGGUGCUAGAACCGUGGAACAGAGAGAAUCAUCUGUCCCUGAGGAAAUUCGGAUGACAUGCCAACAGUUCGUUAAUUACCACAAAGACGUGUGUGUGAGAAGCAUUGUCCAGGAUAGAAGGUGUGGCACAAAGACUGUGACUGGAGUCUUCUUUGGCUGUGAUCUGGUGAACUGGCUUAUGGAAGUUGGCCUUGCCUUGGACCGUGGGGAAGCUGUAGUGUACGGAGAGAGGCUGGUGAAAGGAGGCAUUAUCCAACAUAUUACCAAUGACUUUGAAUUUCGGGAUGAGCGAUUGCACUACUACUUUAUAGCUACGAGAACUGCAGCAAAGGACAGCCACAGAAAUGAAGAUGCCCUUGGAAGCUAGCCAAGACCAGACUCUCUGACUGACAUCUAACGCAUACUGUCUGAGAUCUUUUUGGUUAUAAUAUGGCUGCGUUGAUCUCUAACCCAAAGAGAAUUAUGUCUUGCAUUCUGAAUGUUGACUAAAAUGAGUUGCUUCAGGGAAUUGUUUCAAAUUGCGGAAGGUGUAUAACACACUUUGUACUCAGUUUUAUUUUUUGAAAGAACAGUCGUUUUUAAAAAAUCAUUUUCUUUCCUUGCCAGUACAGACAAUACUGUGGAUAAACCAACUCAUUGUUAUCAUGUGAUGCAUUUUUUUUUAAAAGGAAGGAUCAGCUAGUAGGUCAUUUUGGUGUAUGCAGUUCUCUUUUGUUUUAACAAUGAAGUUCUCUUAUUUAUACUUCACGGUAACUGUGAAGAUUGAUGUCUUAAAGGAUAGAACUGAGAAAUCAGCAGAUGAAUUUUGCUGUUCAUCCUGAUUCUUAUAUGAAUAAGCCAAUUUUUCUUUUUAAAGCCUACAGCCUUCUGCUUAUCAGGCUGUUUAAAUCUGAGUGAGAUUUAAGGCACCAUAAUUGUGUGCAGGACUUCUUGUUCAAGCAUAAUUUGUUUCAUAAUUUUUCCCCUUGGUUUAUUGAUAAAUUGGCUUAUGACUACCAAAAAUGGACCAAUUCAUUUCACAGAGUGCAAUCAGUUGGAGUCUGUGGAUGUCAUAUUUAUUUUGUACUUAAUACUAAAUGCCUAUUUUUAAAAAGCCAAAUAUUUAAAUUUGAAUACUAUUGAUAUGCAACUUAAAGAACUUAAAUUGACAUCUUGUUAAAUAUUGCAAUACAGAUUUGAAAAUUUUUAAGUAUUCACAGGCAUAUAUAUGUAUGUGUGUGUGUGUGUGUAAUUAUAAGUUUUCAUCUGUUACAACUAAUUGUAACAUUUUUAAAAGCAUACAUUUAUCAAAAAUUCUGGUAAUUUUUUAAAUUAUUAAACAGCAUUAUAGAAUAA
Molecule: messenger RNA, 3593 nt
Organism: Python bivittatus (Burmese python)
Lineage: Eukaryota; Metazoa; Chordata; Lepidosauria; Squamata; Pythonidae
Gene: GPR155
Product: G protein-coupled receptor 155
Biological process (GO): intracellular signal transduction; transmembrane transport; negative regulation of BMP signaling pathway
Cellular component (GO): membrane
Source: RefSeq, a predicted model, not a curated record